GCUUUCUCCCCCAAUGGCUUGUGAAACUAGGAGGACAAGGAGCUCAUCCAAACGGGACAAGUUGUCCCCAGCUGGUAAAGACACAAAGCUAGACAGGCAGUAAAACAGCUGCAGACACUUGUGGAAGUCAGCCACCAGGAAGGUUCUCUGGAUCACCUAAUAGUAUUGCAAAGUCCAACAGCUUAGAGAACACUAAAUGCAGUGCAGAUGCCUCAUCUUCAGACCACACACAAGGGUCAUCAGGGAAAGGAAAGAAAAAGGGAAAAAGAGGCAUGAAGAAUUCAGACUGGAGGGAAGAUGAACAGAAUCUUGGGGAUCAGCUACUCCAAGAGUUUGCGGAAUUUCAGUCAUCCCGGUCUCAGAGGAUAAGUGAAAGUGAUGGAAGUGUUGGGUCUGACAGGAUGGAUUUGAGCAAAUUAAGUGAUGGUGCAUCUCAAGUUGCUAAUCUUACAGAUAGUGGAUCAUCCUCAAAGAUCACAAGUGAAAACCCCACAAAUAAUUUGGAUAAUACAAAUGAAAAUGUUCCAUGCAUAGGUUUAAAUGGUUCGGAAACACUGCAGCAGCAAAUUGAUAAAAAUGUAUUGGAAUCCGAACUUGUUCCACAAGCAGUUACAGGGAGUCCAAGUAACCUAAAUAGUCAUAGUAUGUCAGCUAGUCCAUGUAGAAGUGAAAGUGAUAUAAAUGGUAAGAAGCCAGAAGAGGGUGCUAUCAGUAAUUGCCCAGACAACAUCAUGGCUGGUGAGCAGUCUCAGCCAUUGGAUGGCAAUCAACCUGUCCAAGAAGGUAGUGAAAGCAUUCAAAAUAAUUUAGAUGUGAUGUCAAUCAUGCCAGGAAACCCAAAUAUUAAUAGCAGCUCAAUACCAGGAAUUUCUCAGGGUGUCCCAGGAAGUACAGAGAAUAACCCAAUGCCUAAUAAUAUUGAAAAACCUCCAUUGACAGUCAGAAGUACAACAGUGCCUGGUUUAAUACAAAAUCCAUCUGUAACUAGUCCUAAUUACGAACAGCAACAAGUGCCCAAUGAUUACUACACCCUAACUGAGCUGACUCCAGUCAACCCAACACAGCUUACUUACGACCCAUAUCCUGUAAAUCAAAACUACCCUUACUAUUAUGAGCAAAAUACCACUACUGCUGUUCCUCCAACAUAUAUGCAACCCCAGCUUAGCAACCAAUGGGGAACCACUCCAGUGAACAGCAUUAAUAAUAUUCCAUUCAGCGAUGUCAGUAGUAACACCUGGCAGCCUCCAGCACAGGCAGUGGAUGCGGGUUUUGGUAAUACCAGUGCUGAAAAGCCAGAAGUGGCACCACUGCCAGCCCAAGAAAACGGUGAAAGUCAGCUGAACAAUUGUACAGCGUUCACCAUACCACCAGAAGUGAAGGAGAACUUGAGUCAAGGUCAACUGGUUACUCUUGGAUCAGGUCCAUCUACUGUGACAUUAUUCCAGUUUCCAGUCGGCACGAAUUUUGGCGCACAAAAACAGCAGCAGAAGAGGAAAUCCAGUGGGCCUAGUAAUAAGAAGAAAGCGGUGCGGAGAGCAUCAUACCAACCAAUUGUUCCAAAGAUGCCACCACCUGAUUUAUUUUUGAUGCAUCCUGUGUAUGAUAAUGUUGGAACCACAAAACCUGCUACUUCAGUGGAUUCAACUUCUACCAGCACAGCCUCAUCUAAUAUACCUCCCACCAGUGUAACAUCAUCAAAUUCAUCUGGCACUGCAACAACGACAGCUUUACCUCCCGUCACAAUCACCAUGGAAAACGAUAUCACCAUAUCUAUGCCACAAAUCAGUGCAGGCUCCUCUGCUGUGGGUACUGUGGGGAAAAGCAGAAAGAAGUCUACCAAAAGUUCACCAAAGAAAGGCAGGGUUGUCAAUGUGACAAAGGUAAAGAAACGUGGCUUAGGGAAGGCAGGCAAAAAGGCCAAAAGAUUACAGCAGAAAGUGGAUGACUCUGUCUUGAACAACAACAUAGUGGCAACAGCAUUCUCCUUUGCUAUUAACUCUGUAACCCCAGGCAAAGAGGAUUCAGAGAGUGGAAAAUUGUCAGAGGAUGCUUCCUUUGCCAUCGAUGAUUCUUGUGGAAUGACAAUGCCGGAAAUUUCAGAGCUAAUAGAUCCUAAUGUUCUUCCUCCAGAGGAACCAGAAGCGGCUGUGGCCAGUGAUGCAGCUCAGCCUGUCAGUGAUAAUGCGACAGAGGAAGGGAGACCAAGUCAAGAGUUGCAAAGUGAUAGUGCCUUAAUUGUUGAGGGACAAAAGGAGAAUACGGAACCAGAUACUUCAGUGAUAAGUAGUAAGAGUACUGGGAAAUCUCCAACCUUAGUCUGCAGUGGAGGAAGAUCUCCACAGUUGAAGGCUCUCCUCUCGCUCUCCAAGAGCAUAUCGCCUUCCAAGAGCAAACUGGUGAGGAACAGAACAGUAUCAGUGCAUGAAAGCCCAUCAGUUGCAGGCCUGCCUAAGAGAGGCAGCCAGAGCACUCCAAGUCAUAAGAGCAGUCACGUGAGGGUAUUAGACUUCGGCACACCACAGAAAUGGAAAAGCCCAGGUCGUUUGCCUGGUAGAGCCAUGGCAAGUCUGAAGUUCUCACCUUCUUUGAAGAAGAAGAAAUCUCCCAAGAAUUCAGUACCAUCACCCCUAAGCAGGAAUUCUAAGUUCUCCAAGAUUCUGUCCCCAAAGAAAAUGAUACUUAGGAAAAUAUUGGAGGAAACAGAGAAGGAGCAAGCAUUGGAGAAUAAUAAGGAAAUGAAAGCGGUUGAGGAAAAUUUGGAGAGUGAGGUUACUGCAGCAAGAGAAACCCAGACAGGAAAAAUACCAGAUGCUUUACCAAAGAGUAAGAAAACAAGGAGAGGAUCCACUAGUUCAGUGAGUGAUUCUGUCCCGGCUAGUGAAGGCCACCAUAAUGUUGAGACAGAGGAUGAAGAGAGCCUCAUUCUCCGCAUAGAUGAUGAAGACAGCUGUAGUUCAGAUGCUGGAACCAUCACAACUGAGACAACCAGCAUAGAACUCUUUGAACUUCCAAAAGAAAUGGAAAGUGUGAAGCAUAGCCAGCAUAAAAAGUCUUCUUUAUCUGACUCUCAUGCAGUUCCUGUUACAGAAAAUGCUGUAGGUAUUCAAGGAGAUGGAAGUGCAGUACCAUCAUGUGUUUUUAGUGCUUAUGAUUCAGAAAAUUCAAAUCUUAUUACACCUUGUAAACCAGAUGACAUGGGCUUUGUUUUCUCCGGGGGACUGCUUCCUGUAACUCCAAUGUGUCUGGAAGCACCAACACCUCUCUUGAACAGUGUACGAAAUGUAAUAAGUAUACAAAAUGGGGAGCUCAAUACACCUCUCCUUCCAGCUGUACCAAAGACACCUGCUGGGAAAACUCCUCUAAUUAAAGAUUACCCCCAAGGCCCAUACUCAAACAGCUCAGCUGGCACGUCUUAUUACCUGCCAUCAGAACGAUCUGCGACGGACUCCGAUGGUUACUCUCCAUCAAGACUAGAAACUGUGUGGGAGAAGACCCUUGCAGAGACCUGUAACAUGAACCAAGAGAGAAAUCUUCUUAAUCUGAGGUCAAGUCCAAGAAAGAGCCCUCGUAAAAUGUCCCAGAAGGAAAUGGGUGAGGCCAUUGAACAAGAUUUAUUCAGGCUUUUCCCUGGGGAUGUGGUUGGACCUGAGUCAGGCACAACUUGUAUUACAGAUACUGCCACAACAAGUGUCCCAGCAGCCCAGGACACCAAGCCUUCCAAAGCCAAGGAUACUUCAAAGGGUAAAGAGGGUAAGAGAAGAAGAAUCCCUUCCAAAAAGUAUCAGCAUCUGGCUGAAUCUGCCUGCUCUGACGAUGACUUUGAAAUGCCAAGAAGUGCCACUCCCAGUUCAGAACUCAAGCGGAAAAACAGAUCACCAAGCGAUGCAGCAGUCCCUAAAAACAAGUCAAAGAAGUUCAAAAUGGCAGCAGGCAGUAGAGGGGAAAACAAAGGAAACAAGGCAAUUCCAGACACCCAAAAGAAGGGUUUGGCCUCAAAGACUAUGGAAAAUGUACAUGACAAGGUGGAUGGGAAACAAAUAGACUCCAAGAAGAAACAGGCAGGAAUGGGGAAAAGUCUAAGGAAAGAAUCGUCUGCAUCUACCUCAUCCUCAGAAAAGGAAAGAAAUUUGACCCAAAGAAAUUCUGAAACUAAGCCAUCAGAAUCGGAUGAUACGUGUAAUCAUCAAAAAACGCCUAAACACAACAAUUUUGAUUCACAAAAGAUUAUUAAAGAUUUUACAGUAAGCUUUAAUGCUGAACAGACAAGUAGCCCCAGGCAAAUGGACAGCAUUGGUUCAGGCUCAAGUUCUGAGGUAGCAGGCAGCAGUUCCAGUAAAAUAGAGUCCAAGAGAACAUUAUCAGCAGGUGAUAAAGGUGAGAGUAGUAUGAAUAUCCAAGUAGAAAAAGCAAAUAGACAGGAAGAGAAUGACUGUGCAGAUGAUUCUGGAAACAAGGCAAAGUGCAAUGAUAAGAGAUCUAAUGAUCCUGCUGGAGGUGAGAAGAUAAAUAAGCCUGUGUUAAAACCAAAACAAAAUACUUCCAAGACCGUAAAGAAAGUUCCAUCAGCUGAAAAGGAAAAGGCUAAGGUGAGUAAAAAUAGUGAAUCAAAGGCCCGUGUUAACCACCUGUUUGGGUCUGAUGUCAGUUUCUCUGAUGAUUCAGAUGAAUCAGAGGCAGGGACUGGAUCUGCUAAUAAGAGAGAACAGAAAUCUCCACUGAAGACAGGUGCUUUGGAAGAAGCAAACAUUCCAAAAGAGACAAGUAGUGAGGUGCGUGGCAGGCAACGUAUUGGAAGGGGUCAAGGUCGGCCAGUAAAAACCGCCCUAUCGCCAAGAAGAUCAGAGAGAAUGGCAACCACAAGUCAGAGAAACUCUAGACAAGCCUUAAAUGUGAAACAAGCAUCACCCAGAGGUCGUAGCAGGGGCUCCCAGAUUAGCAGCAGUAGCAGCAAGGAGUCAGGCAGUGGAAAUCCAGCCUCACACGUGAGAACAAGGUCCAGGUCUCCAGCAAGUGAAAAGAGUUUGCCAGAGGAGGCUAAUAGACAAAUGACUGGUGUCAGACGGAGAGGGAGAGGGGCCCGGUCACUUGCUACUCGGGGUCGUUUAGUGAGGAAGGACCAAGACUCAGCUAGAGUGUCGGACGAGCUAGAUAUGGUAGAGAGUGAGGCUGAUACCACAGGAAAGCAGAAGAUGCCAUUUUCAGUAUGGGGUGCUGGCCUAAAAUCCCCCAUUGGAACAAGUAAAGGAAAGAGCCCUACGAGUUCAAAGGAGGAACUGCAUAAUCGUUGGAACACAAGUAUUGCAUCACACUGCACCUUCUCUGACAUCAACAUAAUAGACACGGAGGAUGAAAGUCCUGGCAAAAUUCUGCGACAGAAGACCCCAGAGCAUUUUGUCCGGUUCCCCAAAUCAGAAACAGGCAAAAAGUUCAUGUCUGACUCAUCAGGCUGUGCUCGCACAUUGUGCUACAACAGCAACAAUAGCAGUCACAAGGAAGGCACACCAAGGAUCAAGAAUAAGGAUCUUGGGGAAGUUCAUAACGUCACUCCAAGUUCACGGAGACAUUUUCGCAGUGCUUCAUCAAGUGCAGAAUCGGCAACAGAGGAAAUAACUCAGGAAACUCACCAGGUUGCCCCCUCGCCAAAAAAGGCUGUGAGCAAGUCUUCGUAUGGUGGCCAGUCUUCAUCAGAAGCAAGGCAUGGUAAAUCUUCAAGUCAGAAUGCCGCCAGCCAAGUUGUUCUCAAUGAAGACCCAUCUCCGUCAACCACUGAGGAAGUAACACCCAAUAAGUCAUCCAGCGAAGGCAACUCUCCCUCUACCUCAGCGACGUCGGAGGAGAAGAGUUCCGAGAAGUCUGGAAUGUCGUCGCUCAUGCAGUUCAAACCCUUGCCGGCCACGCCAGAGAAGGAGCUGGGUCAGAUUUGUCAGACAAUAAUCAGGGAAAACAAUGCCAUGGUAGCUCUCCCUUCACCAAAGGGGCUUCAGGAAAAGGAGAGGCAUGUGGAUAAGUCAGGUGCGUCAAGAGCCAAAGACAGUGUUAAAAGAAUUCUCAACCUGAGCAGUACAAAGGAAGCCGAAAGAAGUGUGAAUGAGAAGAAAAUGUCAAAGAAAGCAGACCGUGAAUCGGUGUCUAGGAAGGAAAGUGAGGAGAUAGGAAUGGCUAAGGAUAAGGAAAGCAAUACCACUGAAACAAUGAAAGAAACUUGUUCAAACCGUGGGGGUGAUUCCCAAGAAUUGAAAAAGAAGGUGCCAGAUGAAAAAAGCCAAAAGAGAAUGAGCGAAGAACAAGGAAGUCAGUCACCAGGAGGACAGAGGGACAACCAAGUCCUUCAUGGAGGCACUGACCAGGAUAACAGCUCUAAUCCUACCACUUUAGAAAAAGAAAGAACAAAUUCUCCUGGCAGUGUCAUCAGCCCAGAACAUUCCUCAACACAAAGUUUGAUAUCAGAAGGUGAAGUGACUAAGGAAAAUCAGCCAGCUCAAGAGAAGGAUGUUGAAAAUCAUAAUGCUAGAGAAGUGAUUGAAGAAGAAGAGGAUGACUGGGAAGACAUGAUCAGUCUACAGACAUCUGAGUUUAUAGAUUUGUUUUCCCUUAAUUUAGAACCAGAGAAAGUCAGCCCAAAACCAUCGUUAAAGGCAGCUAAUUCUAGGAAAGGAGUGAUUUCUUCCAAAGCUAAGAAACCUAUGAGUCCUAAGGGCAGCAGCAGAACGGCACAACAGAAGAAGAUAAACAGUAGUCCAAAAAGCAAAGAACAGAAUCUUAAUGAGAAGGCCCCAGGCUCAGAAGGAAGCAGUGGGUCCCAGAGUUUGAGAGGUGAAAGCAGUGGCUUGGGAAUGGCAAGGGAAUGUGGGAACAAGAGAUUAAGGGAAGAGACAUCACCAAGGGAUGCAAUAGACCCUGCAAAAAAGAAACCGCCUAGGAGAAUUCAGCCCAUCAAGAUCGGUGAGGUGAAUGGGAUCAGGAAGGACAGCGUUAGUAAAAGGAAUGCAGACUACAGAGGUACCGAUCACAGCUUUCCAUCAGGACUGAAAAGUAAUCUAGGGACGGUGAACGGGGAAACGAUUUCGAGUGGUUUAGAGGAGAAGGAGGACAGGUCAGAAGUUUUCUCAGAGAAAGGUAGAGGGCGUGAUUCUAUUGCCCAUAAACGAGAAACUCUGUUAGUCACAGGUGGUGGAGGCCAAAGUGAGAGAAGUGCGAGCUCCCUGUCUAGUACAAGCCCGGGACACCUGCGCAUCUCCGAUUCUCCCAUGGGUUUCGAGGGCUCCCCAAAUGCCUACUUGGGGAAAACCAGCUCGCCCCAUCGCUUUGCCCCGAUUAAGCUACCCCAAGAGGCAGAAGAACCUUUGGCUACCCUUGAACCCAGCAGCCAGGGUCAGAGGCAGUUAUCCGCAGAGCCUCUGAACCCCAGUCAGAUGGGGAACGAGAACUCUGUGGAUCCAAGAAGCAAAAUGAAGGGCAUGACACACCCAUCCUCAGCCAUCACGAAGGUGCCAGGGGAUCUUCCCAGUGAAACAGGAGACUUCAAGAGAGAAUGAUGUUAACAGACAAAGGCGGCCGAGACACAUGGCCCAUGAGUUGUGCAGUGGUGGAAGUCUGGAAAUAGCAAUGAGACCAGACAAACCAGUAGCAAUUGUCACAAAACAUGGAUCUGAGUUCCAGACUAGUAGUGUUCACCUAAGUGAAGAAAGUACAAGCAGUGUAAUCUCCAUGCCUCCGACCCCUGGAAAACACCUGUUUGGGCUUCCGUCAUCAGUGCAUACAAUCAGUCCAGCAGGCAGUUCAUCGCAGUCCGAGUGUGGGCUGAUGCAAGGUCCUAUAGGUGUGCCACCCAAGAAGCGCAAAAAGCAAGAUGUAGCCGAAAAAAUUAAGUCGAAAAAAAUGCAGAAACUCAUGAAGCUAACAGAUUUUAAUAAGUUCCUGGAAAAAAUACAUAAAUGAAGGAAGCCUGCUUAGUGAAAAAUAGCAAAUCUCUCCUGCUUUAAAAAAGGAAAAAUAUUAAGACGAUGGUGUCUGGUGCUUUGUGGAUGUUGUUCUCAAAAGACAAAUCUAAACCUGCCACAUAGAGAAGCCAAUAUUUAGUGGUUGAUAGUAUGAAGAAUUACCAGUGUAAAAGAGGUAUACCUUCACAGGGAAAUGUGAGUAAUUAGUGCCUAUUUGGAUAUCCUCUAUUUCUUAUAUUUUCCCCAUCUCCUUCAUCUCAUUUUCAUCUUGUAUUCCCUUCAUUCCAUAGCAUGCCUUCUCUUCUGCUCUAGUCCGGCCUCCAGGGCCAAACUUCUCUUCACAUUUAAUGGUAUAGAUUACCUUGUUCCCAUGUUUGAUCAUCGACGGUGCUUUGUGGUGGGUAGGCAGUCUUCCCUCUAAAGCUUUAAUGUACAAGAAAAGAAAACGGAGGAAGAUACGAAAAUCGAUAUGGGCUGCAUAGACAUUUUCAGAAUCCCAUAGACCUAUAGGAAUCUUUGUGCCCAGAUUCCUGACUGUGGGAGUUAGGAUCCUCAGCUGCUCAAGCCUACAGCAAUUGAUCUGGUUUGAGAGCUUUUGUGCCAUGGAAGGAAUAGCAUUUACAUUUUUAUUAUUUAUCUAUUUAUUUAUUUAUUGUUUUUUAUUACUGUAUUCAGGCUAGUGACUUAAUACUUGGUGCUUGUGGCUGUUGCAUUGACAUUUUAUAAAAGGAAGAUAGAGAUAGAAAAAAGGGAAGAACACUUUCUUGUAUCAUCCAUUAGGUUCUGUGUGCUGUGACUUACCUCAUGUUUUGCAAGUAUGUAUUUAUUUUCCUGUUUUGGGGCUUAAGUGGAUCGUAAGUAAAUAUACGAGAUACUGCAGUAUUAUUUAUGGAUAGGAGUGACAUUGGGAGACAUUGCACAUUACUGUAUGAUUUUCUUUUCAUAUUUUUAGACUAAUAUUUACUUUGUUACCAAAGAUUUGAUGUAGUAUCAGCAACUAUCACAGAAUGCAACAGGUUUCAGUUGGAAAAAGUGAAAGCAUUUUGUAUUUUCUUAUAGAAAAUGCAUAGGGAUAUUUUCUGCACAAUUUCAUGAACGUGUAAGAGGUUGUUUGGUGAAAUUUGGCCUCAGAACCUGGGUCAUUUGCAGUUUGUCCUUAAAUCUUGAAUUGUUUUCAUAUUGUAAAGAUCAUCCAUAUCCUUAUCAUUUUCCUUUGUGCAUUAUUGUGAUCUAUUUAUAUUCCUUUGCCACUCUGAUAAUCUUGUUAUAAAUUAAUAUGUAUAUAAACUAUGUAGUAAGUAUAGUUUUCAUAUCAUUUGUUUGUUUUCUCUUAACAUGCAGAUCAUACCUUACAAAUAGUUUAUUUUUUGCUCAUAUAUAUAUAUAUACACUGAAACUCGCAUUUGAGUGACACUGGACCCUAUAACCUCAUAAUUCUUUUCUCCUUUUACUACGACUUUCUAAUUCUCUCUUUAUUAGUCAUAUAAUGUACAAAAGUAACAAUAUCUGUCAUAUAUUUUUAUAUCAUGCAAUGGAGCCCUACAUGUAUAUAGAAUUGCAAAUAGAAUUGUCUCCAAGAA
Molecule: messenger RNA, 9520 nt
Organism: Penaeus chinensis
Lineage: Eukaryota; Metazoa; Arthropoda; Malacostraca; Decapoda; Penaeidae
Product: pneumococcal serine-rich repeat protein-like
Exons: 11
Coding region: 273-7535 (2420 amino acids)
Source: RefSeq, a predicted model, not a curated record